Molecule: messenger RNA, 918 nt
Organism: Marasmius oreades (fairy-ring Marasmius)
Lineage: Eukaryota; Fungi; Basidiomycota; Agaricomycetes; Agaricales; Marasmiaceae
Exons: 5
Coding region: 96-602 (168 amino acids)
Biological process (GO): DNA-templated transcription
Cellular component (GO): RNA polymerase III complex; RNA polymerase II, core complex; nucleus
Molecular function (GO): DNA-directed RNA polymerase activity; DNA binding
Source: RefSeq, a predicted model, not a curated record
CGCCCCCUUCCCUCCUUCCAGUCAGCAUUCAAAUAUUCAGAUUCCACGAAUCCUCUUCCCCAACCUAGACACGUCUAUUUUCUCCAACUUGGAAAAUGUCUGAUGAUGGUUAUGGUGGAGGUGGAGGUGCAGCAGACGAUUAUGACUACGACGGCCCUAGUUACGCCGAAGAUGCUUUCGUUGACGACAGCUAUGAUCUACUUGCAAAUCAGGACGUUGAAGGUCAACAAGGCGAAGAGGGCGCCGAUCAAGGGCCUCAUAUAAAUGGAAUCAACGGGGCAGAUCAUGACCAAGAGAUGGCGAACGGUGAAGACGGUCAACAACCACCUGUCACUACAAGUGCACUUGGGGAAAGGCAGCCCAACAAAGAACGCGUAACGACACCAUACCUAACAAAAUACGAGCGUGCACGGAUUUUAGGGACGAGAGCGCUGCAGAUCAGCAUGAACGCUCCAGUUCUCGUUCCCUUGGAUGGUGAAACGGACGCUCUUCAAAUUGCCAUCAAAGAAUUGUCCCAACGAAAAAUCCCCCUCAUCAUUCGACGGUACCUUCCAGAUGGUAGUUUCGAAGAUUGGAGUGUGUCGGAAUUGAUCACCGACUGAGAUGUCAUUUGGCGUUCUUGAUAUCGUUCUUAGUUUUCUUACAUAGCACAAUAAGUUCCUACACGAAUAUCGGAAAACCAUCCUCCUUCCGAGACGCGUAACGUCGGUGGUCAAGAUUGUUGCUUGUUGUGCCAGCGGGGAUCGUGAUGAGUUCUCAGUGAGGAUGGACUGCUGAAUUCCGGUUUCCGUCAUAAUGGGUAACUUGAUAAACUUCCCCAACCUCCUUUCCUUCUAAAUAAUACACCCAGAACGUAAGCGUACAAGACAGGCUUUUUUACUAUGUACUCAUUGUGCAUACCAAGCUCUGAAAUCGCAC